AUGAUCCUAUGGUAUUUUGCCUCAACCGAUGGUAGUCUGAUGCAACCGGUCGGAAUGAGUUCCGCUGUGAUGAGCGGAAUGGAAAAUGACUCAGUCCGAUUUCAGGCGAUCCCACUUGAAGGUGGACGCUGGUUGGAGAUUCAAUUGGGCCUACUGGAGAAUGAGAGUGUUGAACCUGUGUGGGAAAAGCAUCGACGGAAACGUACGGUGCACACUGGAAACCAAUACACCAACUCCAUGUUGUCCACGGCCGGAUUCGGGGAGUAUUUCUGCAAAGUGGACAUUCCACGCAAUUGGGCCACCUCCAAUUUCCCCGAAGGAAGUCAGCUAAAUCUGACUGGGCCAUACAUUCCUGUUUAUCUUGCACCCAAUGCUCGCUUGUUUGCUCGACCAACUGAGACAGACGGUGAGUGUGGUAUGAGAUAA
Molecule: messenger RNA, 426 nt
Organism: Echinostoma caproni
Lineage: Eukaryota; Metazoa; Platyhelminthes; Trematoda; Plagiorchiida; Echinostomatidae
Source: the annotation of a GenBank genome assembly